GGGUUAGAGAGGGGAAUGCCUCUUCUCCGCCCCGGUGCUCCCUGCAGCUGCCGAUCAAGUCUCCCGUCCGUCGCGGCCGAAGCCAAGUAGACUCCCGGCAGCGCCGACGACAAGAUCUGAGCCUCGGGAGAUCUUUUCAUUGGAGGUAUCGGAUAGACAGACACAGUUCUUCUCAUCAGAGCAGCAGCCUACCUAGGCAGGCUAUGCUAUAGAAAAUAUCUGAAGACACACAGGUACGCUGCCUGCUGUUCACCAUAGCUGUCUCAGCUCAGACUUGAGGAGCAAUGGCUGAGGCUGUGAUUCUCCUAGCAGUGACAAAGAUCGGUGUUGCUCUAGGGCAUGAAGCAAUGAGCCAGGCUAUUUCACAGUUCAGUAAUUUUAUUACACAGCUAACAGAGCUUCAAGGUAGCAUGAGCCGCAUCAGAAGGGAGCUCAGACUAAUUCAUGAAUAUCUUUGCCGAAUGGACAUACGGAAUUCGAACAAUCAGACAUAUGAAAUUUGGGUGGAGGAGGUGAGAAUGUUUGUGCAUGGGAUUGAGGACAUUGUGGACGAGUAUUUGCAUCUUGUUGGUCAGAAGCAUGACACUGGAUGGAGUACUUAUCUGAAGAAAGGAUUCAAACGACCAAAUGUUUUCUUCUCUCUAAACAGGUUAGCUUCUUUGGUUAAGGAAGCAGAGGUCAAUCUUGUGCACCUGUUUCAAGCUAAAGAUCGAUGGGUUUCGGUAAUAGCAACUGGGUAUAUGAGUGACUCAAGUUACAUUGUUGAGCAGUCCAAGUAUCUAGCAAACACUUCACGUUCCCUUGAUGAAGAAGAUCUUGUGGAGGUUGAUGAAAAUAAGGAAAAGCUCGAGCAAUGGUUGGCAGGUGAUGAGUUGGAACGCUCUGUGAUAGUGCUGCAUGGCAUGGGAGGGGUUGGUAAAACAACUUUGGCUGCAAAUGUCUACAGGAAGGUGAAAGAGAAUUUUGACUGCUACUCUUGGGUCUCCAUCUCUCAAACUUAUUCUAGAGAAGAUGUAUUGAGGAAUUUAAUCAAGGAGCUUUUCAGUGAUAAAGCCAGUGUUCCAUCUAAUAUUGAGACCAUGGACAUCUCAAGCCUUGAAGAGACACUGAAGAAUUUUUUAGAGCAACGUAAGUAUUUGAUCCUGAUGGAUGAUGUUUGGACUGCAGAAGCAUUUCUUGACUUGUCUGGAGUUUUUAUUCGUAACCUGAAGGGCAGCAGAGUGGUAAUCACAACAAGGGAAGGCAAUGUUGCUAGACUUGCUUCUCAACGAUAUGUCUUAACACUAAAGCCUCUAUCGAAGGAUGGGUCGUGGGAACUCUUCUGUAAGAUGGCUUUUCCCAGGGAUACAAACUAUGAGUGCCCUAUGGAACUGACAGAAUUUGCACAUGAACUAGUUAGCAAGUGUAAGGGCAUACCCCUCGCAAUUGUCUCUAUUGGCAGGCUACUCUUCAUACGUGACAAGACCAAGGAGGAACUGAAGCGAAUACAUGACCAGCUCGACUGGGAACUAAUUAACAAUCCAAGCCUGGAACAUGUCAGGAAUAUACUUUAUUUGAGUUACAUCUACCUUCCAACAUACUUGAAAAGUUGUUUCCUAUACUGCAGCCUAUUUCCAAAGUACUAUCUUUUGAAAAGGAAAAAGCUAAUACGGUUGUGGGUAGCAGAGGGGUUCAUCAAGAGUAGGGGUGAAAGCACAAUGGAGGAAGUGGCUGAAGGCUAUCUACAAGAGUUAGUUCACAGAAAUCUUCUUCAGAUUAAUGAAAGAAACUCAUCUGGUAGGAUAAAAUCAUUCCGGAUGCAUGAUUUUGUACGUGAGUUGGCGGUAGAUUUGUGUCACAGAGAAUGUUUCGGUGUUGUUUAUGAUGAGGAUAAAUAUACUGAAUCUAUUGAUGAGAGUGAUGCACGUCGACUGGUAAUACACAAACUAAAGAAGGAUAUAUAUCAGUCAGUGUCGGGUGUACACCGUCUUCGAUCUAUUAUCGCAUUGGACAUCAGUAUUCCAUCAUCCACUCUACUGCCUCUAGUAGUAGAGAAGUCCAGAUAUAUGUCAGUGCUGGAAUUAAGUGGCCUACCCAUCGAGAAGGUUCCAGAUGCUAUCGGAGAUCUCUUCAACCUCCGCUAUUUGGGUCUGCGUGGUUCAAAAGUGAAGCUCCUUCCCAAAUCUAUCGAGAAACUUUCAAAUUUAUUGACACUGGACCUUUCUGGAUCUUAUGUAAAGGAGCUCCCUAGAGGGAUUGGCAAACUGAAGAAGCUUAGGCAGAUAUUUUCUGACAAACCGAGCGAUCGGUUUAGGAGAGAUUUCCAGUGCGGAACCGGUGUAUGCAUCCCCAAGGGCCUUGAGAACCUGACAAACCUGCAGACACUGCUGUCAUUGGAAGCACAGGAUGAGUCUGUUAGACAAUUGGGGGAGCUGAGGCAACUAAGAAGCUUGGAGAUAUGGAAUGUGAAAGGAACCUACUGUGGAUGUGUCUGUGCUUCUCUAGCAGAGAUGCAAUAUCUGUCCUACCUGCAUGUGAAUGCAAGCGAUAACAAUGAGGUUCUUCGGUUGAAUGGCCUACCGCCAAACCUGAAAAGGCUAAGUUUGACUGGCCGGUUAGCGGAAGGCAUGUUGGAAGAGUCUCCUCUCUUCCAAACUGCGGGGCAGAACUUGUAUUCAUUAUCUAUAUCUUGGUCCCAGAUGACAGAAGACCCCUUACCAUUGUUUUCUCCAUUGAGAAAUUUGACUGACCUAAUGCUCACCAGAGUGUACAAUGGGAAGCAGAUGAUAUUUCUUGCUGGGUGGUUCCCCGAGCUAAAGAAUCUGAGAUUGAGAGACCUGCCAAAUCUGGAGGUGUUAGAGGUGAAGAAAGGUGCCAUGUUGAAGCUGGAAAUAUUAACACUAGUGAACCUUGAAAGCAUGGUGGAGGUUCCACCUGGCAUUGAAUUCCUCGCUCACGUCAAAUAUCUAUCAUUUCGGGAAAUCACCAAUGAGUUUUUGACGUUGCUGCGCCAGUGUCCUAGAACUCAAGGGAUGCAGUGGCGGCAUACUCUCCGACGGCAUUGACUCAACUGCAGAAUCCACUGUUUUGAACAUCAAUGAGUUUAUUUGAAUUAUAAGAAGUGGAUUAACGUUAAGCGGGUCAGGUAGCUGAUUCGAUCUUCCACCAAGGAAUGGAAAGUUCCUCUUGAAGAGGGGGAGACAGGAGUGCUGGAUCAACUCGAGGCUUGAGGCUUUGGCAACUCGCCGGGUCAAGGAGCCUCUGACUUUGUCACGGGGGUAAACCGAGUGGUGCUAAUCCGUGGAAAAUCUGUGAUGUUCACAACUCCCUGAAGCCUUGCCAGUUGUUACAAGAUCCGGGUGGUUACUGAAUAGCUGCACGUCUGGAGAUCGGGGCGUGGAAAUAAAGAAAAGCAGUGAGCUGCUGAUCUUUUGAUUGUCUCCUGAUAUUUGGAGCUUUCUGAAAUCCUGGGUUCUGUAUCUAGAUUCUAGACUAGAGGUUGCUUUUUCUUCGAACAUAACACUGCUGGAGUGUUUUUGUUCUGUUUUGCUUCUGAACUGGUAGUAUUU
Lolium rigidum is the source of this 3548-nucleotide messenger RNA. Its product is annotated as disease resistance protein RPM1-like. Gene Ontology annotation, biological process: defense response to other organism. The transcript has 4 exons. The coding region runs from base 285 to 3044 and encodes 919 amino acids. The record is from RefSeq and is a predicted model, not a curated record. Gene Ontology annotation, molecular function: ADP binding. Lineage: Eukaryota; Viridiplantae; Streptophyta; Magnoliopsida; Poales; Poaceae.